CUCUUCUCACCACUGAAUCGAUGAUGGGAGGAAAAACAGCAGCAGCAGAGGGCGGUGCCACCGAAAACCCUGCCGUCCAUCUUAAAUGGUCGCCUUGUCUCUUGCUGUUGCCAUCUAUCAGUCCCACCUGUCUCUCUCUCUCUGUCUCUUUCUUCUUUGGGUAGCACGCCGAAGACUAGUCGGGUGGUGGGUACGAGCGAGCGAUGGAGAUGUCAAUAGCGGCGCUUCACUUGCUCCUGCGGAGCGCCCCCGCCGCCGCCGCCGUCGUCGCUGGAAUCCUCCUCGUCGCCCGCAGACGGCGGUCCAAUAGUCCUCCAGCUGUUCCUGGGUGGCCCUUGAUUGGGAAUUUGCUGCAGCUGAAGGAGAAGAAGCCUCACCUGACGUUCGCGAAAUGGGCCGCGACGUAUGGGCCGAUUUAUACCAUCAGAACCGGCACUUCCACUGUGGUGGUUCUGAAUUCCACUGAACUUGCCAAAGAGGCAAUGGUGACCAAAUUCUCAUCCAUUUCAACUCGAAAGCUCUCAAAGGCAUUGAUGUUGCUCACUUCCAAUAAAUCAAUGGUUGCUAUGAGUGACUAUGGGGAUUUCCACCGGAUGGUGAAGCGCUAUGUGUUGACAAGUCUCUUAGGAGCUAAUGCUCAGAAGCACAACCGCGGUUACAGGGACACGAUGAUUUGUAACGUCUUAAAUAUUCUGCAUUCAGAAAUUAAAAGUGAUCCUUCUCGAGCAAUAGAAUUCAGAACACCAUUUCAGGCUGAGAUUUUCCGAUUAUCCUUGAAACAAGCCUUGGGCCUGGAUGUGGAAUCCAUUUUUGUAGAGGAACUUGGGAAGGAAAUAACAAAGAAGGAAAUCUUCGAUACACUAGUUGUAGAUCCAAUGAUGGGUGCUAUUGACGUAGAUUGGAGGGAUUUCUUCCCAUACCUCAGCUGGAUCCCAAAUAGAAGCUUCGAGACGAAGAUCCAAGGAAUGGUGACUCGUAAGAUGGCGGUGACGAGGGCCCUGAUUAUGGAGCAAAAGAAACGUAGAGAACGAGGAGAGGAGAUAAACUGUUAUUUGGACUUUCUGCUGUCUGAGAACACGCUAACGGAGGAGCAGUUGACAACAUUAGUCUGGGAAGCAAUAAUUGAGGCGUCCGAUACAACUGUGGUCACAACAGAGUGGGCUAUGUUUGAGCUUGCUAAGAAUCCAGAGUGCCAGGAUCGACUUUAUCAUGAAAUUCUACAAGUAUGUGGGUCUGAAAAAGUCACAGAGGAGCAUUUGCCACAGAUGCCGUAUUUGAAUGCUGUGUUCCAUGAGGCUCUCAGACGACAUUCUCCAGUCCCUAUUAUACCCCUCCGGUAUGCCACUGAAGAUACCCAGCUUGGAGGCUUCAACAUUCAGGCAGGCUCUGAGAUAGCGGUCAAUCUUUAUGCCUGCAACAUGGACAAAAUGCAAUGGGAGGAACCCGAAGAAUGGAAGCCUGAGAGAUUCCUACGCGACAAGUUCGAGCAGACGGACAUGCACAAGACAAUGGCUUUCGGCGCAGGAAAGCGGGCAUGUGCAGGAACACUGCAAGCGAUGCUGAUUUCUUGCGUGGCCAUCGCGAGGUUCGUGCAAGAGUUCCAGUGGAGACUGAAGGAAGGAGAAGAAGCCAAUGUUGCCACCGUUCAGCUCACAACUCACAAGCUCCAGCCUAUGCAAGCACACAUAACACCAAGAGAAGCAGAUUCUGCAAGGCCUCAAUCAUCCUAGACUCAGAUGAAGUUAUACGGACUGAGAAGCAAGUUCAUCAGCAUAUAGUCGAUGUGUUAUAUGUUCUCUAAGAUGUGUGUUUGGCAUCAACUUUGAGCUUCCGACAACACUGCAUCAAUAAAUUAAACGCUCGGUGCCGUGCUGUAGGCCUCCACUGACACUCUUAGCAUUAGAUGCCUCGUUCUUGUUGAGCUCCUCGUCCUAAAUUGAGUUAGCUUACCUGUUCUUGAA
Molecule: messenger RNA, 1961 nt
Organism: Musa acuminata AAA Group (dessert banana)
Lineage: Eukaryota; Viridiplantae; Streptophyta; Magnoliopsida; Zingiberales; Musaceae
Product: ent-kaurene oxidase 2-like
Exons: 8
Coding region: 204-1730 (508 amino acids)
Biological process (GO): gibberellin biosynthetic process
Cellular component (GO): chloroplast outer membrane; endoplasmic reticulum
Molecular function (GO): ent-kaurene oxidase activity; iron ion binding; heme binding
Source: RefSeq, a predicted model, not a curated record